Chenopodium quinoa (quinoa) is the source of this 786-nucleotide messenger RNA. RefSeq lists its product as uncharacterized. The transcript has 3 exons. The coding region runs from base 1 to 786 and encodes 261 amino acids. NCBI's taxonomy places the organism in Eukaryota, Viridiplantae, Streptophyta, Magnoliopsida, Caryophyllales, Amaranthaceae. The record is from RefSeq and is a predicted model, not a curated record.
AUGACCUCUCUAAUGAAGAAGGACAAGAAAUUUGAGUGGGAUGAGAAGUGUGAGGAAGCUUUCCAACUCUUGAAACAAAAGUUGAUUACAGCACCAGUGCUUACACUGCUAGAUGAUAGUGGAAUUUAUGAUGUAUACAGUGAAGCAUCCAAGAAUGGUCUGGGAUAUGUGCUUAUGCAAAAUGAGAAGGUGAUUGCAUAUGCAUCAAGACAGUUGAAACCUCAUGAAGUAAACUACUAUACUCAUGACUUAGAAUUAGCUGCAAUCAUUUUUGCACUAAAGAUUUGGAGGCAUUACUUGUAUGGGGUAAAUUGUAGGAUUUACACAGACCAUAAAAACACUCUAAGUCGUAAGACCAGUCAUGGACUGAACACUUUGAUAGCGGUUGAUGAGUUGUGUAGGGAAAUGAGGAAAAUGAACUUAGAAGUGGUAGAAUGGGGAGCACCAACGAGUAUACUUGCGAAUCUGAGUAUUCAACCAACAAUAUUUGAUGAGAUAAGAGAGAACCAAGCAGGAGAUGUUAAGUUGGAUAAGAUUCGUGAGAAAAUAAGGCAAGGGAAGGCUACAAAUUUCAUAAUUCAUGAAGGUGGAAGUUUAAAGUACAAAGGUAGAUGGUGUGUACCUCAUAAGCGUGAAGAAGUAAAGAGAAAAUUGAUGGAAGAAGGUCACAAUACACCAUACUCAAUAGAGCGUAAGAAACCUUGCAAUCAUUGGAAAUUCCUGGAUGGAAGUGGGUAUUUCAAUGGACUGUGUGACUUGCCUCCCAAAGUCGAAGAAUGGGAAUGA